This is a messenger RNA of Impatiens glandulifera, 1509 nucleotides long. RefSeq names its product hydroquinone glucosyltransferase-like. The transcript has a single exon. Gene Ontology annotation, molecular function: UDP-glycosyltransferase activity. Bases 16 to 1416 code for a protein of 466 amino acids. The record is from RefSeq and is a predicted model, not a curated record. Lineage: Eukaryota; Viridiplantae; Streptophyta; Magnoliopsida; Ericales; Balsaminaceae.
ACAAAUCACAAAAACAUGGAACAAAAUCAAUCUCCCCAUGUAGUUCUCUUAACCACGCCAGGAAUGGGUCAUCUCAUUCCACUCGUGGAACUCGCUAAACAUCUCGUUCAACUCAAUUUCUCAGUCACCUUCUUCAUUCCCAGUGAUACCCCCAUAACCAAAGCUCAAAAAUCCUUCCUUGACGAUCUUCCCCAUCGAGUAAGUUACCAUCUUCUUACUCAAGCCAACACCGACGAUUUACCCCCAGAUGCCAAAAUCGAGACCCGAAUCUGCGUUUUGCUUAACCGAUCACUACCCUCGAUUCACGAAUCACUCAAAUCUCUUUCUUCCACGAAUCGGAUCGUAGCUUUCGUUUCAGAUUUCUUCGGGUUUGAAUCAUUGGCAAUCGCUAAAGAACUUAACAUCCCUCCUUAUAUUUUCUUCUCAUCCACAGCUAUGAUUCUCUCUUUUCUUCUUUAUUUACCGGAGCUGGAUAAGAAAGUCUCCGGCGAAUACAAGGAGAUGACAGAACCGGUUCUACUCCCGGGUUGUAUUCCUCUCAACGGAAGGGAUCUUCUAGACCCGGUUCAGGACAGGGGAAAUGAUGCUUAUAAACAUAUGCGUUCAGCCGGGGAGACGUUUAAACUGGCGGAAGGGUUUUUGGUGAAUACUUUUGAGGAUCUUGAACCUAACGUUUUAAAGAAUUUACAAUCUAGUUCAGCGGUUUACCCGGUCGGACCGCUUGUACGGAUGGAUACUAAUUCAAAUGGACUUGAAGGGUCAGAGUGUUUGGAUUGGUUGGACACCCAACCGCCCGGUUCGGUUAUUUUCGUUUCUUUCGGUAGCGGCGGGACCCACACGCACACUCAGAUGACCGAGUUGGCUCACGGGUUGGAACUGAGCCAGCAACGGUUCAUCUGGGUUGCAAGGAGCCCGAGCGCUGGGGUGGCGGAGGCGAAUUAUUUCAGCGUUCAUAGCCAUAACGAUCCGUUGGCAUUUUUACCCGAGGGGUUCGUCGAGAGGGUUAAGGGUCGGGGUUUGGUUUUGCCUUCGUGGGCCCCGCAGGCUCAGGUUCUCAUGCACGAGUCGACUGGGGGUUUUCUUACGCAUUGCGGCUGGAAUUCGACGCUCGAGAGUAUAGUGAAUGGAGUGCCUUUAAUCGCGUGGCCUUUGUACGCGGAGCAAAAGAUGAACGCCGUGUUUUUGACCGAGGAUUUGAAAGUGGCGAUUAGGGCGGACAAUGAUAAGGGUGAGAUCGGACGGGAGGAGGUUGCGACGAUGGUGAAAGCGUUGAUCGAAGGUGAAGAAGGGGAGGGAAUUCGAAAACGGAUGAAGGAUAUGAAGGAGGCAGCCGCAAAAGUUUUGAGCCAAGAUGGAUCUUCUACCAGAGCACUUCUCGAGGUAGUUCAGAAAUGGAAGGCCGUGCCCGAAAACUAAACUAGGUGAAAUGGUCGACCCUAAUGAUAAUGAUUGAAUUGGCCUGAUCCGAACUCAAUGUCAUUUUUUCGUGAUUCUUUUAGACUUGUUUGG